Carlito syrichta (Philippine tarsier) is the source of this 3363-nucleotide messenger RNA. RefSeq names its product SIN3 transcription regulator family member B (gene SIN3B). Gene Ontology annotation, biological process: negative regulation of transcription by RNA polymerase II. Gene Ontology annotation, cellular component: chromatin. Gene Ontology annotation, molecular function: transcription corepressor activity. Bases 1 to 3348 code for a protein of 1115 amino acids. The record is from RefSeq and is a predicted model, not a curated record. The transcript has 19 exons. NCBI's taxonomy places the organism in Eukaryota, Metazoa, Chordata, Mammalia, Primates, Tarsiidae.
AUGUCCACCUGUGCACGCACAUGCUAUAUGCAUCCGCGGCUCGUCCCUCCCCGCCCCCACCCCCACCCCGACCCCGCCCACCGGGACCCUCCCCCCCAGGUGGAGGACGCGCUCACCUACCUGGACCAGGUGAAGAUCCGCUUUGGCAGUGACCCCGCCACCUACAACGGCUUCCUGGAGAUCAUGAAGGAGUUCAAGAGCCAGAGCAUCGAUACUCCUGGCGUCAUCAGACGUGUCUCUCAGCUGUUCCACGAACACCCUGACCUCAUCGUGGGAUUCAAUGCCUUCCUCCCCCUUGGAUAUAGAAUUGACAUUCCCAAGAAUGGCAAGUUGAACAUACAGGCACCUCUGGCGAGCCAGGAGAAUUCACACAGCCAUGGUGACUGUGCAGAGGACUUCAAGCAACAGGGGCCGUACAAGGAAGACAAGCCCCAGGUGGCCUUGGAGUCAGACUCUGUGGAGUUCAACAAUGCCAUCAGCUACGUGAACAAGAUCAAGACCCGCUUCCUAGACCACCCGGAGAUCUACAGGUCAUUCCUGGAGAUUCUGCACACGUACCAGAAGGAGCAGCUGAACACAAGGGGCCGGCCGUUCCGGGGCAUGUCUGAAGAGGAGGUGUUCACUGAGGUGGCCAACCUCUUCCGUGGCCAGGAGGACUUGCUCUCGGAAUUUGGACAGUUCCUGCCUGAAGCAAAGCGGUCUCUGUUCACAGGAAACGGGCCAUGCGAGAUGAACAGUGCCCAGAAGAAUGAGCACGAGAAGAGCCUGGAGCACAGCAAAAAGCGUUCCCGGCCCUCACUGCUCCGCCCCGUGUCUGCGCCAGCCAAGAAGAAGGUGAAGCUCCGUGGAGCCAAAGACCUGUCCAUGGCGGCCGUGGGGAAGCACGGGACCUUGCAGGAGUUCUCCUUCUUCGACAAGGUCCGCAGAGUGCUGAAGAGCCAGGAGGUGUACGAGAACUUCCUCCGCUGCAUCGCACUGUUCAACCAGGAGCUGGUGUCCGGCUCGGAGCUCCUGCAGCUGGUCAGCCCAUUCCUCGGGAAAUUUCCAGAGCUCUUUGCACAGUUCAAGUCCUUUCUGGGGGUGAAGGAGCUGUCGUUCGCGCCACCCAUGGGUGACAGAUCUGGAGAUGGGAUGAGCCGGGAGAUCGAUUAUGCAUCAUGCAAGCGCAUUGGGUCCAGCUACCGGGCGCUCCCCAAGACCUACCAGCAGCCCAGGUGCAGCGGGAGGACGGCCAUCUGCAAGGAGGUGCUGAAUGACACCUGGGUCUCCUUCCCCUCCUGGUCGGAGGACUCUACCUUUGUCAGCUCCAAGAAGACGCCCUAUGAGGAGCAGCUGCACCGCUGUGAGGAUGAACGCUUUGAGCUAGAUGUCGUCCUGGAGACCAACCUGGCCACCAUUCGUGUGCUGGAAAGUGUGCAGAAGAAGCUCUCGCGGAUGGCGCCGGAAGACCAGGAGAAGUUCCGGCUGGAUGACUCUCUGGGGGGCACGUCGGAAGUGAUCCAGCGGCGUGCCAUCCACCGCAUCUAUGGGGACAAAGCCCCAGAGAUCAUUGAAAGCCUCAAGAAGAACCCUGUCACCGCCGUUCCCGUCGUCCUGAAAAGGCUGAAGGCCAAGGAAGAAGAGUGGCGGGAGGCCCAGCAGGGCUUCAACAAGAUCUGGCGGGAGCAGUACGAGAAGGCCUACCUCAAGUCCCUCGACCACCAGGCCGUGAACUUCAAGCAGAAUGACACCAAGGCCCUGCGCUCCAAGAGCCUGCUCAACGAGAUUGAGAGCGUCUACGAUGAGCACCAAGAGCAGCACUCGGAGGGCCGCAGCGCCCCCGCCAGUGAGCCGCACCUCAUCUUCGUGUACGAGGACCGGCAGAUCCUGGAGGACGCAGCAGCGCUCAUCAGCUACUACGUGAAGCGGCAGCCGGCCAUCCAGAAGGAGGACCAGGGCACCAUCCACCAGCUGCUGCACCAGUUCGUGCCCAGCCUCUUCUUCUCCCAGCAGCUGGACCUGGGCGCGUCUGAGGAGUCGGCCGGUGAGGACCGUGACGGCCCCCAGGGGCCGAGCGCCGAGCCCGGCGAGCGCCAGAAGCCUGCGCCGGGGCCGCAGAGCAGUGCCCAGCAGGAGAAGGGGGCGCCCGGGCCCGCUGCAGCCAGCACGCCACCCAGGCCGCCCGACGACGUGUACGGCCUGUUCUUCGCCAACAACAACUGGUACUUUUUCCUGCGCCUGCACCAGACGCUGUGCUCCCGGCUGCUGAAGAUCUACCGCCAGGCGCAGAAGCAGCUGCUGGAGUUCCGGGCCGAGAAGGAGCGCGAGAGGCUGCUGUGCGAGGGGCGCCGGGAGAAGGGCGGCGACCCCGCCAUGGAGCUGCGGCUCAGGCAGCCCAGUGAGGUGGAGCUGGAGGAGUACUACCCGGCCUUCCUGGACAUGGUGCGCAGCCUGCUGGAGGGCAGCAUCGACCCCACGCAGUAUGAGGACACACUGCGCGAGAUGUUCACCAUCCACGCUUACAUAGGCUUCACCAUGGACAAGCUGGUGCAGAACAUCGCACGGCAGCUGCACCACCUGGUGAGCGACGACCUCUGCCUGAAGGUGGCCGAGCUCUACCUGAGCGAGAAGAAGCGGGGGGCCGCCGGCGGGAACGCGUCCUCCCGCUGCGUCCGGGCCGCCCGCGAGACCAGCUACCAGUGGAAGGCCGAGCGCUGCAUGGCCGAUGAGAACUGCUUCAAGGUGAUGUUCCUGCAGCGCACAGGCCAGGUGCUCAUGACCAUUGAGCUCCUGGACACCGAGGAGGCCCAGACGGAAGACCCCGUGGAGGUCCAGCACCUGGCUCGGUAUGUGGAGCAGUAUGUGGGGACCGAGGGUGCAUCCAGCUCGCCCACUGAGGGCUUCCUGCUGAAGCCUGUGUUCCUGCAGAGGAACCUCAAGAAGUUCCGCCGCCGGUGGCAGAGUGAGCAGGCGCGGGCCCUGCGCGGGGAGGCCCGGGGCUCCUGGAAGCGGCUGGUGGGUGUGGAGAGUGCCUGCGAUGUGGACUGCCGCUUCAAGCUCAGCUCGCACAAGAUGGUGUUUGUCGUGAACUCCGAGGACUACAUGUACCGCCGCGGGACCCUCGGCCGUGCCAAGCAGGUGCAGCCCCUGGUGCUGCUGCGCCACCACCAGCACUUCGAGGAGUGGCACGGCCGCUGGCUGGAGGACAACGUCACGGUGGAGGCGGCCGGCCUGGUGCAGGACUGGCUGAUGGGCGAGGAGGACGAGGACAUGGUGCCCUGCAAGACUCUCUGCGAGACGGCGCACGUGCAUGGCUUGCCCGUGACCCGCUAUCGCGUGCAGUACAGCCGGCGCCCCGCCUCGCCCUGACCCGCCCUGGGCAUC